Molecule: messenger RNA, 5265 nt
Organism: Pieris napi
Lineage: Eukaryota; Metazoa; Arthropoda; Insecta; Lepidoptera; Pieridae
Exons: 8
Coding region: 287-3811 (1174 amino acids)
Molecular function (GO): protein binding
Source: RefSeq, a predicted model, not a curated record
CAAUGCUUUGAAUGAGGUAGAUAUAUGUACUGAUGGCGAUAUUAUUUUGUGAUAAUUGAACAAUCUGUUUUAAGAAGAAAUGUAUUGAAGGAAUUAUUGAUUAAUCUAUCUCAGCGACUCAAAUCACUGUUUCCAAAAUAAAGAUUUUCGAUGAAUCUAUUUAUUCAGACAUUGAAGUGGUGUGCAGAAUACUUAAUUUUCUUACCCAUAUAUUUGUUUUAAAAGUGAAGUCGUACUCGUUUCAUAUGUCUUCAGCAGUAAAGUACCAAGCACCUAGCACUCUAAUAUGGAUAAUAUUUGCAUGUCAUCUGAUUUAGGAAAAGAUUCACAGGAAAUUAUUUUUAAUACCACAAAUGAACUAGACGUACACAAUGAUUUUGAGUUUUAUGAUUCUGAAGAUUCUUUUAAUCAAACAGCACAACCAACUUCAGUAUUAAACAUAACAUCUGCGCAUGAUUCUGUGUUGAAUAUAAAUGAAAAAUACGUUAGUCCAACAAUAAUGAAUAAAAAACCAAGUGAAACUUCAGAAAUAAAUACUGACUUUGUUGCAGUCAUAGAACCAGUAUUUUAUGCCUCAACACCGAAUAAUUCUAUUUUAUCAGUGAACACAAAUAAUGUACAUGACCUACAUAGGGAUGAAGUAUUGACUACAUCACAAGAGGCUUCUGCCAAUGUAAUAAAUACUCAACAUGAUUCUUCUCGUUUAAACACCAGCGAAGAAGUUAAAUCUUUGGACAAAAUGGAUGACUAUUCCUUGAUAACUAAAAACGUUACAAGUAAUACUACUAAUUGUGUGGUAAAUACGACUUCUGAAAGAAGAUUUGCGGAGCUAAAAAUUGAGAAUAGCGAUGAUGAUUGUAAAAGCCAAGUGUCCUUCGAUUCAGGAAAUGAAAGGUCGAGCCAUAAAUAUUUUAUCGAUUUGUCAAGUUUACCUGAUUCGUUGCCUCCUAAAAAAACAAGUGAGUUAGAUAAUGCGCAUGAAAAAAGUAAGAUUUUCAACAUAUUUGUCGAUUUAGGUGAUAAGGCACCAGUAAAGGAGAUGCCUACUAGACUAUCAUCCGCACUGAACGUAAAAAGACAAAUCGAUAAAAGUCAACCAGCUCAAGAAAAACCUAAUAAAAAUUCAAAAAUAAUGAAUGCUGAAAAACGCCAGUCUGCAUUGACCGAAAAAACCACAUUGUGUAACAACUCUACACUAUCUGAGUUUGAAGCAAUAGAAGCUUUAUGUAACGACCCAAAUAUAAGUCUUACUGAAAUAAUUCAUACACCAAAAACAAAAAAGAAUAAAAAUGAGAAAACAAGUUUGUCUCAAGAACCAUUUCGAAACCACAGUGAGCAAAGCAAAUCUGCAAUAUGUAAAGAAGUUUUUCAAAAGGCCGAUUCUUACGUAAAAUUGUCCGACUUGGAUAAUCCAGUGUCACAAACAGAUUUAUCUGAACAUCUUGAGACAGCAAAUGACGUCCGAAUGACUAGAUCUAUUCCAGACAACAACUGGAGAAAACAAUAUCAGUCUACCUGUGUAUCGAUAGGUUUGCUAAGUUCUUUUCACUCUGAGAACGCAUUGAGCUUAAAUAGACUCUUUCCAAAUUUAAAGAAUGAUAUCAGUAGAAGUAUGCCCGGGUCAUUGUCAGCAAGGACAUCGCUAUUAAAGCCUGGUAUAGUUCCAAGUCCCGGAGAGACCGAUGAGCCGAAUAUGACGUCGGAUGUUUCUGAAAUUAGCAGUGUCCAAAGCAGUACAUGCCGCUCUAUUGUUGAAAGUACUACGGAAGAGUCAAGUCACGUAGCAAAUUUGAUUGUUAAUUGUCAGUCCCGUUUAGGGCAAGAUUUGCUUCGAAUGUUCAUAGAGGAAAUAGCGCCGGACGUUAUAGUAGAAGUGGCUGGAAAACGUAUUAAAGCGCAUAAAUGUAUUUUAUCUUCCCGAUGCCAAUAUUUCGCUCGAAUGCUAAGUGGAGGCUGGGUCGAAAGUGCUGGAAAUGUCAUUACUUUAUCGUUAUUUUCCUUUGAGGCCGUUCAUUUUGUGCUGUGCCAUAUAUAUUCGGGAACGUCCGAUCUUCCUGACAGUAUACGCAUUGUUGAGUUAGCAGCCAUGGCGGAUAUGUUGGGACUAGAGGGACUCAAGGAAGCAAUCAUGGUCAAGCUUAAAGUCACUUAUUGUCAUAAUUUCCAUACGCCGUGCUCCAUUUGUAUUGUGGGUGUCGUUGAGUGCUUACCGCUAUCGGCUGUGUAUGGGUUGGACGAUCUGUACCGCAAAAUCUUAAGAUGGAUGACAAAAUAUUUUGCAACCAUUUGGCCGACGAAACCAUUCGCUACAUUACCAAAGGAGCUUUUAGAAAAAUGUUACCAAGAGCAUGUUGUUAAUUUAUCAAUUGAUAAUUUUCUCGACACGGUGUAUGGAUGCGGAAGCAUAGUUGGUAUACUGGAAAAUACAAAAUGGGCUGAAAAAGUGGCUCAAAUGUGCCGACGGUUGGUUAACGCAGCCGCGCAUUUUGCUGCACCGAAACUAGUUCAAAUCCUCGAAUUAAUCGCCACCGUCCCAAACGACUCAGCUCCGUUAGCAAAGCAGGCUUUAAAGGACUGUUUAACAGCAGCUAUAGAAUGGGCUCCACCCGGCGAAACCUGCAAAGCAUACGCCUUUUUAUCAAACCUAGUUAAAAUAAUUCGGUCUAAGGCAGAUCUGAUUUUAAAUGUUAACGGGAAAGUCGCAGAUCCUGAUAACCUAUUGUACACAAACGCGAAUAAUUGGCGUUUGCAGUGUGAGAAUACAUUGGUCAGAGCCGCACCGCGCGUCGUUAGCACUCAAGCAUUCAAAGAUUUACCAACGGAGUUAAGGAAGAGGCUGAGAGAACUUGGGUGUAUUGUGUAUGGGCAUCAAGCGAACCCUACAUUCUCACCCAUACCAGGAAGAUAUACCAAAACCAUGUCUCAAACUAAACCUUGCGAAGAUAUAAUAAAAAGCCUUGAUAUGGAACACGUACGAAAGUCUUUCGUUCCCUACAAACCAAAGCCCUACACAGUAACCACAGAGAAAGUUAAGUGUGAGCGAGAAAAGAAAAAACCGAUUUUAGUACGGACAACGCGGGCCCAAGAAAAACGCGCUAUAUACAAUAUGUCGAAGACGGGACCUGCGAAAUCGAAUUCACAAAAUCCAUCAGCGAAAACACCACGUUACCUUGACCCGAAUUCGUGUAAGGAUACAAAGAUGCCGCAAAAGAAUUUUAUUAAUAAAGUUAUGUCAUCUACCGAGAGCUCCCGUAACUCGAGUCCCGUGCUUAAAAGGAAUGAGAAAAAACAAGGUAAAGCAAUGUCCGAAGAUAGCCUUGCAACGACAUCGAGGCCGAGAACUGCCGAACCAUCGACGGAUUCACUUAGCGAGUCGCAAAGUAACAAGUACGGCACCUACACCAAAACAAAACACGCACUAAAAGGAUCUGUCGAAUCAGUAACGACGCAACAUAGUAUAAGCUCCAAUAGAAACACAACAAAAAUACCUUUAUAUUCAUAUGCUGGAUCCAAAACUGAGAGCCAAUGUCGUCGUCAGAUUGCUCAAAAUGAACCAAAAACAAAUAAAACACAAUCCUGUAGGAUGUCAACAAAUAUACCUAAACCGAAGAUUUCAUUUCCUGGUUCCCUCAUGAUGGCUACUAAAGCCAGUUCAGCUAAAAUAGUGACGAAAGUUGUGAAGGAACCCGUCAAAACGAAGAAGGUGCCUAAAAAAGUAAAGGAUGUGGAAUCAAGGCCAAUAGGAAGAUCAGGCACGUUCUUAAAAGAUGAACCGACCUUCAGUGAAGAAUCAAGGUUAAUGAGUAAAUAAUUUUAUUUGUUACUUGAAAUUUAUUUUUAAAAUGAUUUUUACCGUGUGCACUAUAAAAUAUUUUUUCCGUAAAAUAUCAGUCUAAUUUGCUGUAAAAAAUUAAAUUACCUUUGUUUUCUGUAUAUAAAGAAAUUGUUAUUUCAUAAGCGAUCUUGUAACGACUACGUAUUUUCUUCACACCUAUAAAGGUUUUAUGGCUUAGUAUGUCAAAUAGAAAAUAAACUGUUCCUGACUAGCUUAUGUGUUGAUAAACGCUUCAGGCUUAAAUAAAUCUAAUAGGUUUUCGUUUAUAAGAUCGGAGCAAGGGCAGCUAUAUAAAAACUUAGUCUCAUCCCCUAAUUAUUUCUUAAUGACAUUAUAGAUAAUGCAUCAAGAAUGACUAGCCUCGAUACUUCGUUAAUUAGUCAUAGGUUUAAAUAUAUUUACCACAUUACCAUUAUAAGUCUUUUUAUUGACAUUCCAGACUAGUUCGACGUUAAAUCUAAUUUGAUAAAAAAUAUUUUAUUAUUUCAUAUACUGUACUUUAUUGUAUUUAAUUUAUCGUAUAGGCUAUUUUUUUUCUUUAUUUUUGUUUCAUAGUAUAUAUUUUAUAUGAGAUUCUAUAAUCUUACGUACGUUUAAAUGUUAACAAUACGUUAAGGUGUUUAUUGACAUUGUAUUUUAAGAUGGUUAUCUUAAUAAUAAGUGAUAAAUUUAUAGACUUUUUUUGACACUUUCUGUUUUUUACGGUGGUAUUGUUUAGUUUAGUUUACUAUACUUUACUUUAAAUUAUAGUUAAGUCUUUAUACACAUCAAGGCAUAAUUUUUAUUUAACUCUACGGUAACACUGAACUAACAGUAAACUGGUACUUUGAUAUUCAAGACAUGUAUAGCCAUAGGUAAUUUGUAAAAAUAAAGGCUGGCCCUGAAUUAAUGCUGAUUUGCUACAAAGGAUGAUUACACCUAUGUAAGAAAUCAAAAGAACGUUAAUCAAGUACUUAAAACAAUAUAUUCAAAAUAAUAGAAAAGAUUAACUAAAAGUAUCAUUGUUGUUUUUUAGUUUUUAUUGUAAGAUUAGUUUUUUAGAUUUACUUUUGAAAUGAUCUCAAGGAUGCACAGUAUUUAAUUGUUUGGUCAAGCAUCAGCCAUUUUUAGAGACUAUUAUUUUUCUAUAUUAAUAAAGUACGCUAAGCUAAGCUCUAGUAAUUGUGAUUAUUAUUCGAAGACUAAGCAAUCGACAGACUUUAAAUUACCUGAAAGAGGUUAUCAAUUUAACCUUAAAGUAUUCUGUGUCGCAUUUCUGCAAUUGUAUUUACUAUUAUGGUUCAUAUUCAAAAUUUUAUGUACUUUUAGUAUUGAUUGUUUAGUGUUAAAUGUACAAUAGUUAGAUGUUUUGCUUGGUUUUUAGUCUCGAAUAAAAGAUGUAAACAUGUUAUUGUAAUUUGUAAACAAUAUAAAUAAAUUUUCAGUCACAA